Ectocarpus sp. CCAP 1310/34 is the source of this 2406-nucleotide messenger RNA. The record is from the annotation of a GenBank genome assembly. Lineage: Eukaryota; Phaeophyceae; Ectocarpales; Ectocarpaceae.
AUGGACCGCGAUGUGAAGGAGUUCGUGCAACAAUGCCUGCAUUGUAUGGAUUCUAAAUCUGGUGAGAUAGUGCCGCGUCCUUUUGGAGAGACGGUUCAUGGCAAGCGACCUGGAGAAGUAUUACACUUCGACUACCUUCAUGUAGGCAAGAGCGGACCGCUCGGCGCGGAUGGGCUGGACGAAUCUGAUGGAUAUGUAUAUUUGUUGGUGAUGAUGGACGAUCUUAGCAACUUCGCGUGGAUGGAGCCGACUGGUACGUGCACGGCGCGGUUAACGGCGCAACACCUCCUGAAUUGGUGUAAAACGCUGGGUGUGCCUGAAGUUUGGGUAAGCGACACCGCCACUCAUUUCAAAAACAGCGUAAUGGACACCUUGGAGAAAGCGUUGGGUGUUGAGCGACGCUUUACCGUGGCUAACUCGCCCUGGUCGAAUGGAACGUGCGAACGUAUGAUGCGCGAGGUAGUACGCACGAUGAAAGCCGUUUUGCAGGAACGACGGCGAAAUUUGCGGGACUGGGUGGAUCUGGUGCCGGCAGUUCAAUGGGCGCUAAACACCGCGUAUCGUGAGCGGUAUGCAUCAACACCUUAUCAUGUCAUGUUCGGCCGCGCUCCUCGCACGAGUUUUUCCACCCUGGCGUCGUCGUCUGGGGAAGCCUGGAACAUCGACACGCUUGAUGCGACCAAGUUGAAACAACAAGUCCAAAAUGUGAUCCAGACUCAAGCGGUUCUGCACAAACAAAUUCAACAGAAGGUGGAUCACAAUCGUGCCAGGCAACGUGCGGCGGCAAGUCGCGGUGAUUUACCAGCAUUUACGGUGGGAGACUAUGUGAUGGUGGCACGUGUCCGUCGCAGCGGAAUCACGCCCAAAUUGUCCUCUACUUGGACUGGUCCUUGGCGCGUGGUAUCGGCCGCUAAAAAGCACGUUUACGGUGUUCAGAACAUCGUUAAUGGGCAGGUCCGCGAUGUCCAUGUGGCUCGUCUGCGGUUCUACGCCGAUUCGGAACUGAACGUCACAUCCGAUCUCAAAGACGUGUUCCAACACUCUUUCGGGCAAGGCGAACAUGAAAUGGAAUCUAUUCUCAACAUUGGACCAGCUCAUGAUGGAUCGGGAUAUCUUGUUCGUGUGCGGUGGGCUGGGUUCGAGGAGGACGAAGACACUUGGCAACCACUUUCGGAUAUUUACCAGGAUGCGCCGCAGUUUUUGAAGCAAGAGUUGCGCAAGAUGAAGCUAUCCAAGGAAAUCAAGGACAACAUCAAAAAGGAUUAUGGUAUCGUUUUUUAACGGCCAAAUGAGUUGAAGUUGCGUGGAAAAGGGCGAGGAAAUCUUACUACCGCAAGAUAGCAUUGUUCAUUUAUAUGUUUGUCUUGGUUUUUGUAGUUGUUUCUGAAGACGCCAUCACACAGUAUAAUGAUGAAAUAAUUAGUAACACGAAAUCAGGCGAAUAUGGUGUUUAGUGUAAACAAACGCGUUAGGAUUGAAUAAAAUUUUAGCGUGUGAUUAUGUGGUUUCGCAUCAUUUAGUAUGUGCCUACCAUUGUUUUGUCAAGCACAUAGUGUCUACGAUUGGAAUGUAGUAUGCGCUUUGGGGGCAUUGUGGACAUUGGCCGUGGUAGUCACAGUGUAGGAAGGUUCUACGGAGAUCUUGGGGACUCCGUGUGUGAAGAUAUCACAGGGGCCAUACCCUGUGUGUGAGGAUUGUGUGGACUCUCCGUCUUGUGUUCCACUCCUCCUAUCUUGUGAUCGAUGAUAUAAUACAAGUGAAGAAACAAACAUCACCAGCCCCUUGGGGGAAAGGAGUCCUGGUGGCUCGAGGACAACUCCAACUGUCCAUAGGCUGCAGAUAUUGUUCGAUUUCGCUUGUGAUGCCUUGGAUCCUUGCUUUAGCAUAAUCAGCACCAUUGUGUACAUACUUGACGAGGUAUCUUACGCAUGCGGUUGCAGUGACAACGUCGACACAUAUGUGGCAAUCAAACAUCAAUAAAAGGCACGGGUUGUACGGGACAAUCCGCUGAUUACUGAUCCGAACGUCUUGCCACUUCCCGCCAACUUUUGCACGUAUGGUGGGAUUUUCGCCAUUGUCGGCACGUUUGUAUUCUGCGCGUCCUGUACGGUCGUUGAUGUUUCUGUGCUUUCAAACGGUUGAGGUACGCAAUUAAGGCACCCGGGUUAUCCGCGCCAUCUCUGCCGCGCCUCUCUACAAAACCAGUGACGUCAUUACACACACCCCAACACCUGUAUUCAGGAAAAAACAACGGAAAAAAAACUGACAAUACAAGGGAUGUUUGUCCGUGCGCCACGGUUCGAUGUCGUCCGCCUGCUCCGGUGCCGCUGCUCCGGUGCCGCUGCUCCGGUACCGCUGCUCCGGUGCCGCUGUGGCCAGUCCUAGCACGACCAAACUCGACCCGCU